Phragmites australis (common reed) is the source of this 990-nucleotide messenger RNA. Its product is annotated as NAC domain-containing protein 104-like. The transcript has 3 exons. Gene Ontology annotation, molecular function: DNA binding. Gene Ontology annotation, biological process: system development; regulation of DNA-templated transcription. NCBI's taxonomy places the organism in Eukaryota, Viridiplantae, Streptophyta, Magnoliopsida, Poales, Poaceae. The record is from RefSeq and is a predicted model, not a curated record. The coding region runs from base 187 to 801 and encodes 204 amino acids.
GACACUCCCUGACUUACACAGCGCUCCCUCUCUCACUGAGCCCAUACACACACAUGCUCCCUAUAAGUAGCAUGCACUCAGUCACUUGAAUCAGCAUGAACUCCUUCACAUGCAUCCAUCUCGUCCCAUUUCACCCUCUUCGCCCCUGCCGACUCGCAUAAACCACAGAAAAAUUGCACUGCCUGCAUGGGAGGGGCUACUAACCUACCUCCUGGUUUCCACUUCUUCCCCUCAGAUGAAGAUCUUGUUGUCCAUUUCCUUCGUCGCAAGGUCGCCAACCUCCCAUGCCGCCCUGACAUCAUCCCAACAGUACUUCUGCACCGCUACGAUCCAUGGGAAUUGAAUGGCAAAGCUCUUCAAGCUGGAAACCAGUGGUACUUCUUCAGCCAUGCAGCACAAAGUAGGACCUCGCCGAAUGGAUACUGGAACCCCAUUGGUGCUGAUGAAACAGUAACAAGUAGUGGCUGUGUUGUUGGCCUGAAGAAGACACUCAUCUUCUGCACCGGAGAGCCUUUCAAGGGUUUCAAAACUAACUGGAUCAUGCAUGAGUUCCACCUUCUUGAUGGAGGAUACAAUGUCAGCGGUAGCAGCGCCUCAAGUAGCUCCAGCUCCAACAGGAAAUCCCAAAGGAAGAGAGUUCACUCAAGCACGGAGCCCAACAGCUGGGUGAUAUGCCGAGUGUUCGAAUCAAGCUGCGGUUCACAAGUGAGCUUCCAUGAUGAGGGCACAGAGCUUUCGUGCUUAGAUGAGGUGUUUUUGUCGCUAGAUGACUAUGAUGAAGUGAGUUUACCGAAUAAUUAGAGCUGACGGUAGGUCCUAUGUCUAUCAAACCAUUUAAUUAACUGUGAUGGUGAUAUCUACGUAAGUGGUUGCAAGUUGCAGUAUGUAUGAUCGGUCAGAUGACCUGAUAGGCAUUGAACCUAAUCCAGUCUAUCCUAAAUCAUUACCAUGUAAUUACUUACCAUGGAAUGAGUAAAAAACCUGAGCUUG